CUUGAAUUUUUUUUUUACCAUAAUGGGCAAGCCGUAAUCCGAUUUGCGAAAAGCAGCAAUAAGCAGCACAGCGUCUAGUCUUCCGGAAAUUCACACGAAGAAGAACAUUGGCUAAACUCCAUCGAAGAGUGGGUGUCUCGCUUUCUCUACUGUCUCUGGCUUUACUACCCUGCGACUCUUUCCUAUCGAGACAACAUAGAAAACAAGCCAUACAGCUAGCUGUUUAUCUUUUGAUAAAGAUGUCAACUACGACCGGCGGCGGAGAGUUUGGCAACCCCCUGCGGAAAUUUAAACUCGUAUUCUUAGGCGAGCAAAGUGUGGGGAAGACAUCACUUAUCACCAGGUUUAUGUAUGACAGCUUUGACAAUACCUAUCAGGCUACAAUUGGCAUAGACUUUUUAUCGAAAACGAUGUACCUGGAAGAUCGUACGGUCCGGCUUCAGCUCUGGGACACUGCUGGACAGGAGCGUUUCCGUAGCCUCAUUCCCAGCUACAUCCGCGACUCCACCAUUGCUGUGGUGGUUUAUGACAUCACCAAUCUCAAUUCAUUCCAGCAAACCUCAAAGUGGAUUGAUGACGUCAGAACAGAGAGAGGAAGUGAUGUUAUUAUCAUGCUUGUGGGAAACAAAACAGACUUGGCUGAUAAAAGACAGAUCACCACGGAAGAGGGCGAGCAGAGAGCUAAGGAACUGAAUGUCAUGUUCAUUGAAACCAGCGCAAAGACUGGCUACAAUGUCAAACAGCUGUUUCGCCGUGUUGCUGCAGCCCUACCUGGGAUGGAUAGCACACCAGAGAAGAGCAAAGAGGACAUGAUCGAUAUCAAACUGGAGAAGCCACCAGAGAUGGCAGUGACGGAGAGCAGCUGCUCCUGCUAGUAAACACCCACCCUCCUCUCCACCAACAGCUUGUCUCUCAGUGGCCACUCUCCCCACCCAUGGCUCACUGCCAUCGACCUGAGAACCUCGACCCCCCCUUCGACUCAGUGACUUUUCAGAGUAACUGUGUGGAUGUGCUAUUACUCUGUAUUUAACAGAUAUUAAACUAUAUUAAAGGUUAAAAGUCGAACACAGAAUUGUUUGAAAGCUGAAUAUGUUCAGCUUUUCAUCCAACUGCAUGGCAUUAUAUAGGAUUGCAGACUGACAUAGCUAAUUGCUCUCGGGUUAUUGCGUUGUUGUGAAGUGAUUAUUGUUUGAGAUUAUUUAAGUGACUAUUAAAGGGAUACGGUCUCAGUC
This is a messenger RNA of Oncorhynchus gorbuscha (pink salmon), 1232 nucleotides long. RefSeq names its product RAB41, member RAS oncogene family (gene rab41). Lineage: Eukaryota; Metazoa; Chordata; Actinopteri; Salmoniformes; Salmonidae. Bases 240 to 875 code for a protein of 211 amino acids. The record is from RefSeq and is a predicted model, not a curated record. The transcript is spliced from 8 exons. Gene Ontology annotation, molecular function: GTP binding; GTPase activity.